Messenger RNA from Dibothriocephalus latus, 264 nucleotides. The record is from the annotation of a GenBank genome assembly. NCBI's taxonomy places the organism in Eukaryota, Metazoa, Platyhelminthes, Cestoda, Diphyllobothriidea, Diphyllobothriidae.
AUGUUAGACAUCUACACCGUCGUGAUGAACAAAGUCCUGCUUAACACUCUGCUCAUCAUCGCAAUGUUCUUCAUUGCCUGCAAUGGAGAAGCCGAAAUAGAAGCACCCGGAGAAGGAGACACAGGCAAGAACACUACUACCACAAUAGCGGAUUCUUCCGUGAUCACAGCAGCUCAGUUAGACACAGCCAGUGGUGUUUCGGCCUUAGUGCUGGUCCAGGCUUGCUUUAUGUCACUCCCUCUUGUCCUGCUCGCCAACCGCUAA